AACCCCAGAGAGAGAUCAAGGACCUGGUGACGUUUAAUGUGAUAUUAACCUACGGGUGAUAAAUGAAUACAAUGAUUACAAAAUGAUCGAAAAUAAAUAAAAAGUAUGUAUAACCAAACAAUCUUUUGUACCAAUUUUUUAAUUGUAACAUGAUCACGGUAUUUUUUCAUCUGACUGUCCUACUGAUCAAAUGUCAAAAGUCAAAACAAUAAUACAUACAAAAGAUUCAAAAUGUGUAGGUAUUAAUCUCAAUAAACUGGUAUGAAAAUGAUGAAAACAGGCCUAACAUCACAUAGACCUUUGUCAGGUCAAUUGUAUAAAUACACAAAUGUGGUGAAGGGAUGGCAGCAAAGAUGGUUUGCUGUUGAUCCUGAGACUGGUGUUCUAUCUUAUUAUCUUUAUGAUGGACCAGGAGACACAAUACAGCCUGGACAGCCGGCCAGGGGGGAGGCUCAUUUAGCUGCAGCAGUGAUAUGCCCAAGCGACGAAGACUCCAAGACCUUCACCAUAAACUGCGCGUCCGGCGACAUGUUGAAGCUGAGAGCUACCGACGCCCGCGCGCGCCAGGAGUGGGUCGACGGGCUCAGGGCCAUUGCUGAGAUACACACCAAGGUGAUGGGGGCCAACCCGCCCCUGCAGCCGAGAGAGCAGCUCGCGGUCCACGACGCCAUGGCGUCGGCCAGGCAGCAGCUACAAGCGACCGAACUCAGUGACGCGGCCCUCGCGCGCUGCAUAGAGUCUUCAGAUUCUCCCUUCCCUCACACGGAUCCUGAUUUGUUACUUUUGAAGGCGACGUCUGCGGCCAGCAUGCAGUGCCUGCUGCAGUGCCUGGGCGUGCUGCAUCGCCAGCAGCAGUACGCCACGCUCACCGUCUCCUCCAAGCAUUCCGACAACGAACAUUAGGACCUAACUCAAGUGUUUAUUGUAUUCUUUGAUGUGUUCAAAUUCAUUCAUUAAGACCAGGUUGCCGGAACGAGUCAAUGCGACAUACGAUUUUAUUUUUAUUUAUUUACUUAUAACUUAUUUACUUAUAACUAUGUUAGUUUGAAUAGAAUUAUAAAAUAGAAUACCAAUUUAUUUCCCUCUUCACUUCCAAUUCCAAUGAUCUGUAUGUUUUUACUUAAGAGAAAAUAUGAACAUAUCACACCUUUAGAAUUAAAGAGGCCUGUUUCAAAAAAUUUGGGUUUCGGCUUUAAUUCAAAAAUGGACCUAUAACAACCCUUUUUAGCGACUCUUAACAAAUGACCAAAAGUAGCUUAAAAAGGGACAAACUUAUCCAUCGGUCUCUUUCACCCCGUGCCCUUCCUCUUACGUCUUUUUCGAGAAAACUUUAUUCGAUGUUUUCCAAGAAACAAUUUUAAGAGUUGGGUUUCUAUAAUUCGAAAGGUGCGAUAUACUGGAUGUCCGGCAGUCUAGUGCUGAUGAUGCGUCGCUCAUUGAUUACAAUAGUGACACUAUGUAUGCGGCCAUGUUCGACCCCCCACGGGUCUCGUGUAAACAUUUUUGUAUGAAAAGCGAACUGUCACCAAUAAACUGUUCCUUCCUAUUCGAUCCCAAGAUAAGAUUUAUAUUUCUUCACUAAUAACAUCCUCGAGGUCUACCAGCCGUCCGCAACAACACAGCAGGUGGGAGUCGCGUCGAUCCGAACGUUAAUGGUUCGGAAAUUGUACAUUUGCAAAAUAUAUUCUUAAAUUUAUGAUAACUCUACUCUCUAACUCUCUGAUAACUUCCGCAGAGUGUGACCAAAAAGUAGACAGUGCUCUUACAAGAGAGCAGUUUACAUAAACUAAAAAGUUUAAAAUAAUUUAAUUAUCAAGGCCCCUGAAACCGACUAAUAGCAAGUUGUUUUUAUAGUUUAAAAAAUCUACAUGAAUCCCGACUCCUGGCCGAUAUAGAAAAUAUUAUAAAUAAAAAGGUUCCGAACCUUUUUUAAAUCCAGUUACGUUUUUAAAUUGAAGUUUAUUGUUUGUUAUCAUUACAUACGUGACAAGAAUUUAGAUUUUUUUACAAUGUGCGAUCAAGAAUUUAGAACUUUGCGUAUCGACCCGCGGUACCCUUUCCAGAACCAAACCAGGGCGUGUUACGAUAACUACUGUGAUUAUUUCAAAUGCACCCGUCUCCUCGGCGAAGUUGAUGAUUGCAAAAUAUUCAAGAGAUAUUACGAAACUAUAUGCCCUAAUUAUUGGAUCUCUCAUUGGGAUGAACAGCGUGAGAAGGGCAUUUUCCCAGGACCUAUUUAACUGAAUAAUAAAUUUUAAAAUUCUGAUUGGA
Molecule: messenger RNA, 2271 nt
Organism: Bombyx mori (domestic silkworm)
Lineage: Eukaryota; Metazoa; Arthropoda; Insecta; Lepidoptera; Bombycidae
Product: oxysterol-binding protein-related protein 11
Exons: 7
Coding region: 262-903 (213 amino acids)
Source: RefSeq, a predicted model, not a curated record